AUGUCACUGGAACCUCUCUCAGUAUUUCCGGGUUGUAUCAGCGAUGAUCUCGAGCCGAUUGAUUUGGAGCUUCUUAGUUUGAUUGCUGCUGAUGACACUGAUACUUUUCUUCCAAUGGAAGUUGAUGACAGUAGCAAGAAAUUUGUCGAUGACUUUGCCCCUUUGAAUCCUACGUCGACACCGAUGGCAGUGGACGCGUUCAACCCCGGCUUCUCAAAGCUGGAGGUGCAGGAUCUCAUGAGUCUUCUUGCACCCGAGGCUUUGAAAAUACCGGCCAUGGUUCGAAGCUAUUCGGAUCCGAUUAAGAAGACCGGCAAGCGCAGCAAGAAGUGCACGUACGCUGCUCGAAGGAGAGAGGUGGCUUUUCUCCGCGAGGAAUCGGUAGUGCUCGAGACACGUCUGAAUGCGUUACUCCCAGGAGGAGAACAAACGUCUUCGUGCUUUGGUAUCAAGCCAAGAGGCCAAGAUCCGUCAAGCUGA
This is a messenger RNA of Peronospora belbahrii, 480 nucleotides long. The record is from the annotation of a GenBank genome assembly. NCBI's taxonomy places the organism in Eukaryota, Oomycota, Peronosporomycetes, Peronosporales, Peronosporaceae.